AUGCAGAGUAAUCAAGAAAAUAUUUGUUUCUUUGAAAAUGAAAAACACCUGUGCAUAGAUCAACAAUUGAUUUUCUUCACAGCGUUUUGUUCAUACAAGACUCAAAAAAGAAGUUAUUCGAGUAUUCACAAAAUGGCUGCAGAGUCUACACUGAGUCCACCAGCUCCAUUAGAUCUUGGGAGGAUGGAAAUGGAGGCAAAAGAAACUGCCAAAAAACACAUAGCUAAUUUGUUGCAGCGACCAGAGCAGUUGGAGAGGGUGGACCAGUACAAGAGAAGAAUUUCUCGAAAAAAGGCAUCUGUGGACACGAUGUUGAAGACUGCUGUACAGUCCCAGCUGGAUGGAGUCAGAACUGGACUAAAUCAGCUACAGAGUGCGCUCCAGGAUGUUUACGAGAUAAAACAGAGACUUGAUGAAGUAGAAGAGGCUUACAAAUCCAUCUCUCCUCUCCAUACAAAACUGAUGGAUCUCAAGAAGGAAAACACCAGAUACUGCCAGCUUGCAUCUGCCAUGGAGAACCUGAAGCACAUAUUUACUGCACCAGAAAUUGUUAGAAAGACGGAAGAGCUCAUCAACGAAGGAAAACUACUUCAGGCCCACAAACACUUGACAGACUUGGAGCAGUCUAGAGAUGACCUUAUGUUUGAAUUAUACAAACAGCCCCAGCAAAGCCCCACAGACAAUAAUACUUUGGAGAAGUAUUUCCGAGAUGUUAUAAGCUUGUCGGAUCAGCUUGGUAAACAGCUGUGGGUGAUUAUACAGAGGACGUUAAUGUCGGUCAGAAGGGAGCCAACUCUCAUUGUUACGGCCCUCAGGAUCAUCGAGCGGGAGGAGAGAACUGAUGAAUUUUACCUCAAGCGGAAAGCCCAGACGGGAUUUAUACCUCCAGGUCGUCCAAAGAAGUGGAGAGAAAAAUGUUUCAGGAUUUUGGAAGAAUCUAUUUCUUCAAGAAUUGAAGGUAAUCAGUUUGAAGACCGAAGUAUCAACAAAAUGUGGCUGGUUCGCCAUCUUGAGGUUACCAGACAACUGAUGUUGGAGGACCUUAAAGUAGUGAAGCAAAUGCUGCCACCUAUUUUCCCACCAGAAUAUAACAUUGUGAGAAAGUAUGUUCAGAUGUAUCAUAAAGCCUUGUCCAAUCAUUUUCAAGAUAUGAUCCAGCAAGGGCUAGAAGGAAAUGAAAUCGUGACCCUUCUGCAGUGGGUGGGGAUUUACAAUUCCCCUGAACUUAUGAGGCACCCGGCGUUGGACUUUGACACCAAAGAAUUUGGUCCUUUGUUAGAAACCACAGCCAUAGAUGAACUACAAAAUCAAUAUCUAAAGAACAUGAAGUUAAACAUAAUGGAAUGGACCAAAAACUCAUUGACACAAGACCAAAAGGACUGGUAUCGCGAUGAACACCCUGACGCUGACGGAGACGGAUAUUAUUCCACCUCGCUGCCAGUCAUCAUAUUCCAGAUGAUGGAGCAGAAUCUUCAAGUUGCCCAAAUGAUUGGAGAAGAUAUGGUUAAAAAAGUCAUAGAAUUAUUUACAGAUGAACUAGCACACUAUGCCAAGGAAUAUAAAGGGGCCAUUCAGAGCUAUAAGGAGAGACAUCUCCAGGACAGAAGUGUUCCCAAAUUCUUCCUGCAUUACAUGAUUGCCAACACUAACAACUGUAUAGCGUUUGGAGAAUACAUGACUCAGCUGAGGAAGCGCUACCUGAAGGAAGAACUCGACAACAAGGAUGAACACAUUUAUAUCAGAAAGGACCGAUUCCAGGUACUCACCGACGAGUUCAACAGGAUAGGAAGUUUUGGGGCAAAUUGUAUAUUGGAAGAAGUAUUCAUAGACCUCAAAAACAUCAAAUGCUUUGAGGAGCUCAUGACCAAACAAUGGCAGCAGAGUACCCACGCUGUGGAGGUGAUAUGCGCCACGUGGAAUGACUAUAGUGUGGACUUUGUCCACCUUAAGCCUGUUUUCCACACAGCUUUGGUAGAGGAAGGGCAGAGAAGGGUUCUAAAGGAAUAUCUGAAAGCACUUCUGUCUAAGAAGCUGUCGUUUAAGACUUACGAUGAGAGGAAGAUGGCUGCAGACAAGAUUUGUAAAGAGGCAGAACAAAUGGCCGCUCUGUUCCACAAGUACACUAACAAGACAGAAGAUAUGUUUGCUGUUUUACCAAUGCUGGCUGAAGUUUUGAGGUUGAGGGAUUCAUCAAUGAUGUCUUUAGAACUGACGGGUCUGGUAACAAAGUACCCGGACAUGAAACCUGAACAGCUGAUAAAUCUACUGAUGUGUCGAGGUGACUUAAGUCGUGCUGAUGCAAGACAGAUUGUAAGUGAUACAGUUGGAGAUGAAGAUCCCCAGAGACAAAGGCCAGAAGGAAUCUUCACAGACAUACCUUGUUAACAACUGACCUGUGCUAGUGUAAUAGAGAAUGGAGGGAAUCUUUACAGACAUACCCUGUUAACGACUGACCUUUGCUUGUGUUAGAGAGACCAGAGGGAAUCUUAACAGACAUACCUUGUUAACCAGACCAAAUCUAUUUAAUUUGACCUGGUCAAAUAUUUGACAACUAUGCUAUUAUUAUAGAGAUGGAUGAUGAAUCUUGUGAAUCAUUGUUUAUUGGCACAUAUUGUUAUGAAUCUCUCUUUUCAUAAAGGGUGACUUCGUACAUAUUUCUGAUGAUAAUGAUCAUGCAGUAGGAUGAUUUAAAUUCUUGUAUAUCUAUGAUGUACAUGUAUGCAUAUUUGGUUAAAUAAGUUAUUUAUAUAACAGUGAGUGAGCAGAUUAUUAUUAAACUGACUGUUCAAUGAUUUAUUUGUUACAGCAAUUUUUGUCUGCAUCUGUCUGUUAUGCAAAAUAUUUUUGUUAUUUACUGCUUUUGUGCAAUAAUUUAUUCAUAAUAAAGAUUGCUUUAAAUGAA
This is a messenger RNA of Saccostrea cuccullata (small rock oyster), 2902 nucleotides long. Its product is annotated as exocyst complex component 3-like. The coding region runs from base 1 to 2385 and encodes 794 amino acids. Gene Ontology annotation, molecular function: SNARE binding. The record is from RefSeq and is a predicted model, not a curated record. Gene Ontology annotation, biological process: exocytosis; exocyst localization. Lineage: Eukaryota; Metazoa; Mollusca; Bivalvia; Ostreida; Ostreidae. The transcript has 24 exons. Gene Ontology annotation, cellular component: exocyst.